Messenger RNA from Lentinula edodes (shiitake mushroom), 606 nucleotides. RefSeq lists its product as uncharacterized. Bases 1 to 606 code for a protein of 201 amino acids. Lineage: Eukaryota; Fungi; Basidiomycota; Agaricomycetes; Agaricales; Omphalotaceae. The transcript has 9 exons. The record is from RefSeq and is a predicted model, not a curated record.
AUGCCUUAUCGGGAAUCACAACCUCCGCGAACGCCGUGGAAUUGUGCUGUGUUCGUCGACGCUCGCCAACUAAAUAAAUAUCAAGGGUGGUACUUGAUAGAUUCAUACUACGGUCCGUUCAAUGGAGCAAGGUGUACGAGUGUACUAGGACAGGCCUCGCUGAGAAGAAUUUACCGAGGGAUGCUUCCAGCUGCUUUCGCGGAUUUAUCAUACUGCUGUCGUGGUAACGAGUCAGGGUCGCCACGAAAAAGGAAAAGCGGGCAAGCCGUACACUUCGACGGAAGGAAUAAGACCAUCAGACGUGUUAUCUGUGGAACACAUCCGAGUACGGAGAUGAAGGGAUUUGAAGAUGCUGACUCCAAGGUUGGGUCGGAAGUCACAGGGCCUCUGUCAGCCUCCGCCCUCUUCGUCGCAAUCCAGGUUGAAGAGAUCCCCUCCACCAUCGGAACAGUGGCGCGCGAUGAUAGAGACCUGACCCUGUUCGUCAAUGAGUCUGAUGCAUAUAGCGGAUUGGGAAAGCGAGCUGCUUGCGUCGUUGACAAGGACUCUGUAGAAGCAGAGAUUCGGGCGAAGCUUUGCUCGAGUGGGAAGUUGUGGGAGGAGUAG